AUAUUUCAGUCCAGAGCACCCUAGCGCCACCAACUUUGCCUCUACGUUGGCACAGUUUCACGCCAACCGUUCAAAAUGGUGGCGGUGGCUAUCUGCUGCAUUCUGGUGCUCCUCGCCGUCUUUAUUGUGAUCAUAAUAGUGGCUGGACGAAGCAUCGACGAGGCAAGGACGAGGCACUGAAUACUAGUCUUCCAAAACGAGAAGCAAACCGCAGGAAUUGACUUAGGAAUCCACCAAAUCAUCAAAGGAUGUGUGUUUUCGCGACUACAGUGAUUUGUGGCUGUUUUUCCCCAGCAAAUAACGAGUUCAUUAGGACAUAUCAAACACCAGCAAGUAUACAACAGCAAGAAUUGAUCAGUGUUUUCACCCAGAAGGCCACAUUUAAAGGAUAACUCGUAUAUUUUUCUAUUCAGCGAUAUUUAAGGACCGACAGGAAGUGCCAUUUAUCCAGAACACCUCCCUACGACCCUGGAACAAUCUCGAAGGCCGGUUUUCAAUGCGACCUUUUAGCCCUGGGGGAUAUCGAUGUUGGUGGUGAAUAAAACAUUUCGCUACCUCCAAACCACCGAAAUAUGACACGUUUUUGGGUAGGAUCAAUAAGUUGAUCGGGAUGAGGCUACUUCAUAUCAACUACUAUUUGUACAAAUUUGAACUGAUGAACUGUAGACAAUAAUUAACCUAUGUAGAUCUGUUCAAAGACAAUGCUGACCUAUUUAUGAUUUUCGCUUAUUCCAAAAUCGAAUUAGACAAACUGUUAGCUUCAUUUUUUCAGUUGCACUCUUUUUCGUCAUUUCUAGAUUAAUUUCGAAUUCAGUUU
Coccinella septempunctata (seven-spotted ladybird) is the source of this 817-nucleotide messenger RNA. RefSeq lists its product as uncharacterized. The record is from RefSeq and is a predicted model, not a curated record. The transcript has a single exon. NCBI's taxonomy places the organism in Eukaryota, Metazoa, Arthropoda, Insecta, Coleoptera, Coccinellidae. Bases 76 to 180 code for a protein of 34 amino acids.